This is a messenger RNA of Porites evermanni, 4286 nucleotides long. NCBI's taxonomy places the organism in Eukaryota, Metazoa, Cnidaria, Anthozoa, Scleractinia, Poritidae. The record is from the annotation of a GenBank genome assembly.
GAAAGAGCGAGCAAAAUACUUUCUUACGGCUCAACAAUGAAUGGACAAGACUUAAACACUACUCUGAAUCGUUUUACUGACCAAAUUGUGAAGCUCAGGCAAACGGAAAAAUCCGACGCUUUAAGUUCGUGGCAGCCCAUUGUAGAUAAGAUUGUUGAUUUCGUGAGGCAAGAAGACGUUCAUGGUCGGUUCGUCAAACUAAAAAUUGUUCCCACUGGAAGUUAUUAUGAAAGGGCCAAAGUUGGCGCGCCAGACGAGUUCGAUUUAAUGUUGGAAAUAGAGAAAUUGGAAUUGGACGCUGCACCUUAUGAAGAGUACGAAAACGACGGUAUGAACGAACCGCCAACAGGUAAUAAGGUUCUCAAUACAAUAAAAACCCUCAUUUUUCCAACUUAGCCUAAAUAGGUUCUUAUACAAAUGUUGUUUAGUUGGAUUUUAGGCUACUUAGGUUCUUUAAUAGGUUCUUAAUUUGAUAGAGGCACUAGCGAUCUGCACAGAUAAUUAGUACACGGGAUAUGUGAUUAUAAUGCUGUAAUAAAUAUAAUAAUUAUCUAGAGUACAGUUUAGUGAACCAUACAGUAAAUUUUUCUUUCCGAAGUACUAGCAUGCAUGUCCAUAAAAUGCUGUGUUACAUUUUUGAUUCUUUGAAUCUUACUGACUGAAACCUAGGCUAAAGUUUUUUUUCCGUAUUUUCGUCUGUGCCUUCAUUUUUGUAAAAUAAGGACCUAUUGGAAAUUUUAGGCUAAAUAGGUUCUUAUGAAAAGGGGGUUUAAAAUGGAAAUUUUAGCCUAACAGGUUCUUGAAUUUUAGGUUCUUAUACGCGGGUUUUUACUGUACGUUCAAAGUGAUCACAUAAUUAUUACUAGAGUACUCUGGGAUGGUUUUUGAUUGCUUCAUUUUAUUGUUAAAUACAGCCAACGACGACAUCAAAGUUCUUGUUAGAAAAAACUGUUACAUUAAUAUUAAUUCUCGUAUUUAAGCUAAAUGAUCUGAAAAUAGAAGGGGCGCAGCAACAUGCACGUAUGGUACGCACGUGCGUAUAGUCGUGGGUAAGAAAAUAAUAAAAUAUGAUAUCAAAUAAUAUACAUAAUGUGAGAGCGUCUCCUGGUUUAAAAUUAUUACCCGUUUUGUGUACCUCACAUUAAAAAAUGUACCCCUUUCACAUAUCUGCUUAAGACUCUGCAUUUUUUUUGUACAUCCUUGUAUUGAAAUUAAUCCAUAUUAUCAACGAACAAACACGUUAAAAGGCGCAUCUGUUCAAAUUUAUCAUCUUAAUAAUAGGUCCUUUUAAAGACCAAAGUGACAGAUUUCCAUACCCUUUCAAAUACUUCAACCCACGAAACCCUUUCAUAUACCUGAAGUGUGAAAUUUUGUCCCUUUUGGAAAUGCCUGCUGAUAUAGGCCAUUACAGAGGGUAUAACCCCCAAGGGACUGAUGAUACACCACUGUUGUAUUUGGAAACCCUUUUACUUCCAAAUAGCACGUGAACAGUAUGUGCACCCUUAGAUUUGAACUUGUUUAAAGCGUUAGCCUGCAUUUGCAUUAUGCAAUGCCAGAAUUCACUUUCACCUUCCCUUUCAAACAUCUGCCAUGCAUAAUUAGUGACGUAAUUGUUGAGACGUUAUCCUCAGCUGGCUGCUUUGGAGAACUAAACAAUCUGCACCCUUCCCCUCUCCCCUCAGUUCCAAGUUGGAGUGUUUGAUGAUUUUUAAAGUUACCGUUGUACCGAGUAGUGCAACAUUACUUGGAGAGAGUGGGGAAGGAAAGCUUUUCUUUCCCCUUUGAAGUCGGCAAAAUGUAAUAAUGCUCAAAGGCAAAGUGUCUUAACUAAUUUUAUUGUGUUCCCAACUGCAAGAUAAGAAACUGUCAGUGACAAUGUCACCUAAUUUCAGUGCCUUUUUUUGUCCGCAGGAUUUACUCGAGUAAUGAUCGAUAGGGGCGAGGAAGUGUUGUGGCAACGGGAAGGGUGUGCCAACUCCCGAGGAAUGUUAAAAGCAACCCAGAUUAAAGCAGUGUUUGCAAGAAUUGUUAGAGAAGCUGUUUCCUACCUGGGAUAUCAAAGGUACCACUCCAUAAGCAAAGAUUUUGUAUUAUCUGGGAAAAUGCAUGUAUUGAUAAGCUGUAAACAUCAUUCACCUCUAAAUUAGAGGGCUUGAGUUAACAAACAUUAUUACCAGUGUCAUUUCACAGGGAAGGGUUGAUUCACAUUCACCAGCCCAGACAAGUAGAAACUGACGUGUACAGGUAAGUAAGGGAGGAAAUCACUGCCGUUAAACGCUAGCUUCAACAGCAUGCAAAAGUUGUCACUUUAACUGAGUGCACAAUUUAGGGCCUUUCUACCAAAGACGUAAUGGAUUUCGAUUAAUUCUGGGUCCCUUUUUUAAUUCCCUUCCUUCCCACCCAAUGCACAAAACACUCACAGGAGUUAACAAAUGUAUUGAAUCAUUUGAUAGGAGGACUAAGAACUGAGGACUUAGCCUUCAAAUUCCAGUUUAAGAUUACACACUCGCGGAGCAAUAGUAGACACAGUUGAGACCUACAUUGUACCAACAAGGACGUUAUUAAUAUUGAAAAUGAAGCAAAAAUAGAUUUUAAAUCAUUGAGUAGCCAGAAUGGAAGAAGCACUACUGAUCAUAAAGGUGGCAUUCCCAGGAAAAAAAUUUUUCCUCAAAUUUAAUAGGCACAGUUUUCAAGAUUAGUGUCAUGGCAAUGUCAUGAUGGUGCACAUAAUUAUGUUGGGGUAAAAAAGGGGUCAAGGGGAACAAGUUAUUUUCAUAAUGUGACUAGCCUGUGUUUGUUCAACCUUUUGAAUGUAACUUGGCCCCUGUCUAAAAUCUUUUGGCCAAUAAUGUUAAAGAGCUUACAUCACCAUUAUUUUUAAUUAUUUAUACAUUGUACUCACUAUCUGUCUUAUCACUGGCUAAGAGCCUACAGCUAAUUCUGGAAAUCAGCGCAACCUACAGAUUAGUUAGUUAUCUGCUAGUAGAUAACUGACUAAUCUGUAGGUUGCGCACACAAUGCAUGAUUUCCUAUAACAGUAUCAAUUCAGGUUCCUUGGGACGGUGUAUUUUUCAUCAUUUCUUCACCACAGUAUAUAAGAAAACAAUUAUUAGAUUCGGUUUUUAUGAAAUCCUAAAUAAUCAAAGACUCGGUAAGUGUUAUCAGCCUCGACCUUCGGCUUGGCUGACAAAACUUACCUCGACCUUGAUUAUUCCAAAUAUCACAAAAACCUCAUCCAAUAAUAAUUAUUAUUGUUUAUAAUAAUUGUUAAUAAUUAUGUAAUUCUGUUUAAUGAAGGGCUCCAAAAUUUUAUAUGUACAUGUAAAUAAAAAAAAUUAAACCUAACAUGUAGAUGCAACAUAAUGGUAAUAAUUUAUUACAUUAAGCUCUUCUCUUUCCGAUCUUUAGCUUUGUUGAUGUUAAGUCAGAAGGUCCUGCAGUGACCUUGAAAAUUACCAGGAAUAGGAAAGAAUACUCCAUUGACCUGACCCUUGCCAUAAAAGAUAAUUCUUGGCCAGAAGAUGCGGAGGAAUGGAGAACAAGACGUCGAAAUGGUAUUGUUUUUACUGCACUCUUGUUCCCUAAACAGAAACUUCCAACCGAACCUAGUACAUUUAUACACAGGUAUCUUGUAAUGCUGACAUUGUUCAGAUGUUGUUUUAUGUACAGUGUAUGACUUGCUACAUUAUUGUUAGUGCAUCUGAACUAUUAUGUCCAAUGUGAUCUUCCUACACACAUUUAUCAUUUUGUGUUUUCAUUGCAUUUAUUUAGUUUGGCCCAGUCAUGACCUUGUGCGUGAAAUUUGUCAAGAUGGCUGUCACUUGGUGGCAAAACAACCAAAAGGGAUUACUGUUCCUGAUAAUGAAAAAGGAUUUUUCUGGAGAUUUUCUUUUUCAACAGCUGAAAAGAAGCUGUUUCUCAGAGGGGGCCAUGGAGAAGCUAGCUCUUGCCGAAAGCAAGUAUUGCGUAUACUGAAGGCACUAAAAGAAGAAUUAAGCCUGCAUCCACUGAAGUCAUACCACCUUAAAACUUUGCUGUUAUACGAGUGUGAAGCCUAUCCUCACUCAAGGGAGUGGAGCUUUGGUUGCUUAAGUGAGAGAUUUCUUGGCCUUCUGUGUAAGCUUGAGGGAUGUUUGAGACAGAAAAACUGCCCUCACUAUUUUAUCAGAAAUUUCAACUUGUUUGAGACAUUCUCUGACCAAAGUUGUCUUAACCUGGCUGAACGCAUAAAGCAGAUUAGACAAGAUCCUAAAAGGGUCUUGAGCAAUCUUAUUGGACAGCAUUAA